CACCUGUUUUACCACUCGUAUCGCUAGACCACCUAAACGCUCCACGACGCCCGAUGCAAUUGCAACCAACAUGUCGUCGUCAAUGUUCAGUCAUAUUUAACCGUCGAACGCUACUGGACUCCAGAUGGGUUUCUACGAGCUGCACCGGUCAGUAUCCUUGCCCCACACGCCGCAAUCCGACACCCGAAGAAAUCUUCCAUCUGCCUUCAAACGCUUCUCAGGCUCAAAUUAAAGCCAGAUAUUACGAACUCGUCAAACUAUACCAUCCCGACUCCGUUCGUGCACAGAAUAUUCCGCACUCCGAGCGCACGAGCCGUUUCCAAGCUUUUCAACGCGCCUACGAGGCACUCCGACGCCCCCGUCGGGCGGGAACGGGGACGUAUGAUGAUCUGCUUCAAGCUGAGAUCGCUCGGAGACAUCGACCCAGACAGUACGGUAGAUCUCCUGGCGGUGUGGGCAUGGGUAUGGGGAGCAUGCAUUUUGACGAUAUGCACGCACAGCCUUCAGAUACGUCCAGUACAUCAGCGCCAGAUGAUAUAAGUGCUAUCCUGAAAGGUAUGUGUAUAGCAGGGCUGUGCGUUGCCAUAUUGCUGGCACCUACCAUGUCACCAGGGAGAACUCGUGACCGAAGCGCAGCUGCCAACUUGGCCCAAGCUCAGCAAGAAGCGCAGGAAUUUGGUAUGGAGCGGCGCAGACAUAUUAGAGAACUUGUACAGGAGUAUGAGGCGGAACGGGGGGAGCCGUUUAAGAGGCGAACAAUCACGAGACGACAUGCAAAACAGCCUGGAGACCAUUCUGACUCCGAGCAACAUUCAGAGGAAAUGAACUAGAUGGAACCGACGUUUUCUGCAUGUGAUAGGUCAGCAGAUCGCCACGAGUCGUCGUCGUUUUCUUGUCGCGUACUACUGUCGUCCUUUAUGCGUCAGUACCCUAGCUCCAAGAAGUGCUUUCCGUUAGAUCCACCGGCUCGCGGUCGUUAAGGGCCGCCAGAGUAUGCGCACAACGUGUCUCCUGUUCCAGGAAACUCUCGGAA
Messenger RNA from Pisolithus orientalis, 1033 nucleotides. RefSeq lists its product as uncharacterized. NCBI's taxonomy places the organism in Eukaryota, Fungi, Basidiomycota, Agaricomycetes, Boletales, Pisolithaceae. The transcript is spliced from 4 exons. Bases 54 to 830 code for a protein of 258 amino acids. The record is from RefSeq and is a predicted model, not a curated record.